This is a messenger RNA of Anneissia japonica, 2240 nucleotides long. RefSeq lists its product as uncharacterized. The coding region runs from base 612 to 1523 and encodes 303 amino acids. NCBI's taxonomy places the organism in Eukaryota, Metazoa, Echinodermata, Crinoidea, Comatulida, Comatulidae. The transcript has 3 exons. The record is from RefSeq and is a predicted model, not a curated record.
AGUUGCCAGAACGUGACUGUAAACAGUCAACUGCCUAAGGGACUCAGCUCCUGAUUUAGCCUCGAGGUUGACUCCUGAAGCCUUUUCCAUGGUAUGAUAUAACCCUCACCCCUUCUCCUGUCAGUAAAAGCAGGUUCGCCGAGUUUAGAAACUAGGCCACACGAGCAGGCCAGGAGCUAGACUUGGUUGUCAGAGGCUUUUUGAGACGCAUGUCAUAUGGGAGCACUUUAAAGGUAAUGGGAGCUUAUCCCCACAACCACCCCCAACUUGACAACCUUGAACCCAAAGCUAUAGAACGUUUCAGUCCACAAGUCACGGACAAUACCAAGUCUUCAUUCCGGAUUUACUGUAUAAUAACAAUAUGUUCGACGGUACGCCCAAGCAAAUUAGGCGGAACCAGCUAAUUUUGAUCAAAUUCGAGCAUGGAAGUUACCAGUUGGCAUAUGGGUUAAUUUACCACUCUUGGUAAGAUUUCUUACUUUUGACGAAAUUUAAAGGAACCAACGUUUGGAAUAAAUCUUCAUAAUAAUCCACGUUUAUAUCAACUCGGUCAUGUAAUGCAUGCUCAGUUAUCAUUUUAAAGUCUCAGGAACGCAGAAAUUUAUUGCACAAUGGCGUUUGCUAGAAAAAAAUCAGCACAAUUCGAUUUGACUGAAGAGCCGCCCUCAUUUGAGGUAUGCUAUCUUGGCAGAAUGAUAACUCGGAUCAAAAUGGGACGAGAAUGUACAAAAGAAAUUGUUCGCACAUUGUAUAAUAAGGCACGUGGUAGGGAAGAUCUACAACGUGUACAUGUGACAAUUUCUACUAAAGGCAUGCGAAUAUCGGAAGCACCAAAUGUUUCAUCAAAACGAGAAACAUUUAUCCCAAUUUAUACAGUAACGUACGGUGCUGCAGAUAAAGUAUACCAACGGGUAUUUUCUUUUAUAACGACAGUACAACGAGAUAAUAAUGAAGAAUCAAAUUUUGUUUGUCAUGUUUUCCUGUGCAGAGACUCUCCAACGGCAAAGACAAUGGUUUCGUAUCUGCUAAACGCCUUCAAAUGUGCUUUUGGAGAUUGGAAACGUUACGCUAAUAGACAGAAAAUUAAAGACAGAUUAGAAGCAGGUCCAAAUUCUGUUAACACGAAAUCAGCUCUUCCAAAUGUAACACAUAACGGAACAGAAGACACAAAUGGACAAGAACGGAACGAAAAGAUUGAAGAUCUUAAUGAUUCCCCAAUGGAGUUUAUGUUACCACCAAAAGAUCAAACAACAAGAGUUGAAAAAGUUGCGCAAUGGAUGGAAAGAUGGCUUCAUAUAAGUGUGCCUUCUGAUUCGCAGUAUGUUGGUAUUCUUUUUCCGGAUGACGAAGAUGAUUUCAAUCGGGAGUUUGAGGAAUUUUCAAAGAGAAACAACACUUUGGCGCAUCCCCACACAUCUACCACGCAUGUAUGCACACAGGUACCCAGAAGUAGGGAAGAGGUAUUGGCUAGGCCGGUAUUUCAGGAGAAAGAUGUACGAAGAAAAACAAGUAUUUCUAGCUAACCAAGGAAUAUAUCAUUAACGAAUAUUUUCAGAGAUGAUUAGUUCGUCUUUAACUUUUUUACGUUAAAAAACAACGCACUAACACAGAUAUGAGCCAAAGGUGUACUAUAGGAUUUAGAUUUCAACUGCUCUCCUCAUUUGUAUUUAUCUUGACAGCCUUUAACAACAUUAAUAUAAUGUAUAAUAGGUAUGCACAACACAAUUCAAUUAACUUAUGGUAUAUUUAUUUAUGUGGGUGUGUGGAUGCCUAAAACUAGAUUUGUUUCCGAGUGUGUUUUCUCCUUCUACAUUUCAACUAUCAGUGGCGGAUCAAAGAAAUUCCAAAUAGCGUGGCCCAUGGGGGGUGGGGGUUUUGACAGAUGGAGGGCCUAUACCACCUCAGCCCCACCAUUAUUGGGCUGAGGAGUGAUUGGCACCUUCAGAUGGCCGGAAAUGGCACUCUAUGACUUGAAUUUAAAUAUAAUAUUCUUUUUUUCUUCAUUUUUCAUUUUUUAUAUAAUUUUGACAAAUUUAGGGAGGCCCUAGCCGACUCCGCCUAUGAUAAUACCGUAAAACCUUAAAUUCAAGCCCUGGCCUUCUUCUUUUUUACGAACGUUGGAUGGGCUUCUUUUCGAGACUAAUUUUGCAAAGUAAAGACCGGGGGUGGGGGGCGCUCCUUUUCAAAAUGAAAUGUACAGUGUAUGUACUGUACUAUUUCAAAAAGAAGCCCAUGGUCUU